Chrysoperla carnea is the source of this 1635-nucleotide messenger RNA. Its product is annotated as HORMA domain-containing protein 1-like. Bases 4 to 1635 code for a protein of 543 amino acids. The record is from RefSeq and is a predicted model, not a curated record. The transcript has 10 exons. Lineage: Eukaryota; Metazoa; Arthropoda; Insecta; Neuroptera; Chrysopidae.
AUAAUGGCUACAAAACAAAAAAUGGCUGAAAAACAAGGAAGUAUAUGCAAAGGGAGUAUCAACACGUUAUCAUCACUUGCAAUUCAAAAUCGUAAUAAAAGCGCAGCUUUGAUGAAAGAAGUAACUUCACUAGUAGUAUCAUCAAUACUGUAUUAUAGAAAAAUAAUACCGCCCGAAAUGUUUGUUGAUAAGAAAUUGGGCGUGCAAAAAGUAAAAAUUCUUAAAACUAAUAAUAAUCAUAAUAUGGCUGAUAAUUUUUGUGCUAUGAUAUUCUCAGUCCAUGAAGCAAUUGAAUUAGGAUAUUUGAAAAAACUUAUAAUCACCUUCAUGGAAAAUGAAAAACCUGUAGAAAUUCAUCGGUUAUAUUUUGAACACACUGGCGAAUCUUAUAAAACCAUAAUGAUUGACCAAGUUUAUUCCACAUCCAAAAUUCAUGUUAAACAUCAAAUAAAUAGAUUAAAAGAAUCAAUAUAUGAAACCAUUUCACGUUUUAUCCAAACUCUGUUAAGUGUUCCAUAUGUAAUAGAGAGACCCCAUGUUGGAGUCGAAUUAAAUUAUUUUGAAGAGAUAACACCAAAAGAUUACCUCCCUCCACAUUUUGAAGCAUUUGAUGAAUCCAAGAAAAAACAUCGCUUAGCUACACAACCAAUAAAUUUUGGCGAGAUUGCAACCCCGUUUCAUGGUUUGAUAUUAAAAUCACAAUUUCGAUCUGGCCUACAUGAAGGAGUAAUUGAGAAAAUAAAAGAAAUAAGAAAUGCGUCUGACGAAGAAUUAGAAACCAUAAACAAACCUGAGAGAUCAGAAACAACCGCUUUACUUCCAAGAUCAGAAACAUUAAAUUCACUUGAAAGAUCGGAAAUAGCUAAUCCACAAGAGACAGCAGCAUCAGAAACAAUGAAUUUCAUUGGGGUAUCAGAAAUGAUGACUUCAGAUGAAACUGAAAUAAAUAAAAUUCUGAAUUCGAAUACUAGCAUAGAAGAUUUUACAGAAAUUGAGAAACAAUUGGUUGGAGACAUUGGGGAUACGACUAUAAAAGAUGAAGAUUCGUAUUCUCAGUUACAACAAAAUCAAGAGGGUAAUGUUAUUGAUCUUACUCAAGAACAACCAGAAGCUAUGGAUUCUAAUUGUACAAGAAAAGAAGGUGAACUUCAAUGCCCUUGUAAAAUUAAAAUCGACGAGGGUGUGAAGGUAAAAUGUGAAAAUUGUAAAACGUUCCAGCAUAUUUAUUGUUUUGAUAUGUUAAUCAAAGGUCAUGUGCCUACUAAACAUAUUUGUGAUGUAUGCGCAGCCCGAAAUCCCAAAUUACAAUGUACUGUCCCCGAAUUGUCUACUAUGGAUACAGAAGCAAAAUUAAAACGGUGUAUAUUUCGUUUGGUACUUGGACUUACGUACUAUCGUAGCAACAAGGUAUCCAAAGAAUAUUUAACAAAUAUACUGUUAUUAAGUGAUUCAUUUGCGAAUGAGUUAUUAAAACGUAUCGAUCAAUUGCAAUUAAUCCAUAGAGCAGGAGGCACUAUUAAUAGACGCUUGUUCGAAAGUAAAACUAUACCAGAUAUCUUUAGAGAUCAUUCAAAAAUUAUAGAAGAGCUUGAAAGCCCUCCUGUUGCGAAGAAACGAUUACGUUUAUCACAGUAA